This is a messenger RNA of Habropoda laboriosa, 888 nucleotides long. RefSeq lists its product as uncharacterized. The transcript has 5 exons. Gene Ontology annotation, cellular component: external side of plasma membrane. Gene Ontology annotation, molecular function: carbohydrate binding. NCBI's taxonomy places the organism in Eukaryota, Metazoa, Arthropoda, Insecta, Hymenoptera, Apidae. Gene Ontology annotation, biological process: biological process involved in interspecies interaction between organisms. The coding region runs from base 1 to 840 and encodes 279 amino acids. The record is from RefSeq and is a predicted model, not a curated record.
AUGAGAAGGAGGUGUGGCUUCGUCGUGUGGUUGGUCCUCACCUGCCUCACAAGCGACGCGUUGCAACAGUACAGGGAAAAGAACAUAGGCGGCGCGGAGACAGACGCGGUACAGGCGAUCUUGGCCAGAUACCUGCAGAGACGUCUUCAGGGCUCGCAGCUGUCGACGCCGCCGCCGCCGGCGGUCCUCUUCAGUAGCAAUAACCAGGCGAGAGUGAGACAGGCGAAUCAGAGGACUGGCAGCAAUGCGUUGCCGAGGAAUGUCAGCGCGAAAGAGGGGCGAGAACGGGUGGAGGAUUACGAGGAUUACGAGGACGACCUUGAGGGCUUCGAGGACAGCGAGAGGAGCAGGACCAGAUUCGAUCUGUUCGCUGAUGACUGUCCGAACUGCGUGGACGAGCACAGCAGCAGCCUUGCCGCGUCAAGAUGGACGAUGCCGUUGCUGAAGCUCGGCGAGAAGAGAUACUACCUGGGGAUCUUCUUCAAGGCGAACUGGUACAGGGCGUCUCAGUAUUGCCGGUAUCACGGGAUGCAUCUGGCGAGUAUAGCGUCGCAGGAGGAGAACGACAGGCUCGAGAAGCAUAUUAAGGACUUCGGCCUUGGACACGAGCACUUUUGGACCUCUGGCACAGAUCAGGCGGAGGAGGGCACUUUCUUCUGGAUGGCAAACGGCAGGCCCAUCACGUUCGAAAAUUGGAACGUCGGCGAGCCGAAUAAUUUCAGAUACGAGAACGGUGAGGAGGAGCACUGCCUCGAGCUGUGGAAUAGGGACGGCAAGGGGUUAAAGUGGAACGACAGCCCGUGUAGCUUCGAGACGUUCUUUGUCUGCGAGGUGCAGUGAUCGAUCGAUCGACCAACAGGGAAGACGAAAAACGGAUACGAAAGUCAU